Messenger RNA from Gongylonema pulchrum, 987 nucleotides. The record is from the annotation of a GenBank genome assembly. NCBI's taxonomy places the organism in Eukaryota, Metazoa, Nematoda, Chromadorea, Rhabditida, Gongylonematidae.
AUGAUUCGAAGCUGGGAUCCGAUUUCACAAGCAUUUGUUGCGUCGAUGUUUACGUGGGGGGUGACUGCCCUGGGUGCUGCUGUUGUCUUCCUCAUCCCUCCGUACAGUAAAAAAUUGCUUGAUGUUAGCUUGGGUUUUGCUGCGGGCGUUAUGACAGCCGCUUCGUUCUGGAGUCUGCUGGCACCGGCAAUCCAGUUAGCAGAAAGUACUGCGGGAGCGUUUGCCUUUCUGCCGGUUGGGAUUGGAUUCGCUAUUGGCGCUGCUUUUGUUUAUACAGCUGAUCGAAUUAUGCCAAGCUGUGUUCUGUCGGAGAUGUCGGUGGUGGAUAUGCUGACCGAGAAUACCUCAGUGGUAGGGCCGGAAUCGAUGAUGCAAUUACGCGAAAUAAUUGGCGACGAGCAGAAAGCAAUGAUCCGAAUUGAGAAUGGAAACGAUAUUGCACGGUAUGGAUCUGAUGCUGCCAGUGCUGUAGCAGCCGCUGCACAAGCAACUACUACUACUACUACUACUGAUCGAGUCGUACGUCGGCGACCGACCAAAAAUAGGUGUGACCGAGUGAUUACUUCCGCAGGAAGUUGGCCGGUGCUUGUGCUGCUUUUCAUUCGUUCAAUUGGGAAAGCAGCAAAAGCAACAUUUGAGACAGCAUUUACACUGGCACUUGGCAUUGGAUUGCAGAAUUUUCCGGAAGGAUUGGCUGUUUCACUUCCGCUUGCUGGCUUUGGCCACACCAAAUUGAAAGCUUUCUUCUACGGGCAGUUAUCGGGUAUGGUGGAACCCAUAGCAGCAUUGGCCGGUGCAGCAGCAGUGAUACUGAUGGAACCAGUGCUUCCGUAUGCGCUGAGUUUUGCUGCAGGUGCGAUGAUCUAUGUUGUUAUGGACGAUAUCAUUCCAGAAGCGCAGCGUAACGGUAAUGGCAAGCUGGCAUCAUUAGGUGCAAUUGCCGGUUUCUUGAUAAUGAUGUCGUUGGAUGUUGGUUUGGGUACAUAA